Molecule: messenger RNA, 3279 nt
Organism: Oncorhynchus tshawytscha (Chinook salmon)
Lineage: Eukaryota; Metazoa; Chordata; Actinopteri; Salmoniformes; Salmonidae
Gene: best1
Product: bestrophin 1
Exons: 9
Coding region: 85-2367 (760 amino acids)
Molecular function (GO): chloride channel activity
Source: RefSeq, a predicted model, not a curated record
UAUCCAUCCAUCCAUCCAUCCAUCCAUCCAUCCAGCUCUCCAUCCAUCCAUCCAGCCAGCCAGCCUGGCCAGGGAAGGGUAGUGAUGACGGUGACGUACUCGCGGAGGGUUGCUGACGCGGGGCUAGGGACCUUCUCUCAUCUGCUCCUCCGAUGGAAGGGGAGCAUCUACAAGCUGCUGUGGAGAGAACUGAUCAUCUUCACCACACUGUACUACUCCUUCAGCAUCAUAUACAGGUUUGUGUUGAAUGAGGGUCAGAAGAGGCUGUUUGAGAAGCUGGCCAUCUACUGUGACCGUUAUGCAGAACUCAUCCCUGUGUCCUUCGUAUUGGGUUUUUAUGUGACCCUGGUGGUGUCUCGGUGGUGGGGUCAGUUUGAGAGUGUUCCCUGGCCGGACCGGUUGGGUGCGCUGGUGGGCGCUCACAUCCGUGGUACCGAUGAGAUCGCCAGGCUGACCCGCCGCACCCUGAUGCGAUACGCCAACCUGUCCGGCGUGCUCAUCUACCGAUCGGUCAGCACGGCAGUCUACAAGAGGUUCCCCACCAUGAAGCACCUGGUGCAGGCAGGCCUGAUGACAGCAGAGGAACAUAGGCAGUUGGAGGAGUUGCCCUCACCUCAUAACAAGUUCUGGGUUCCUUGUAUGUGGUUUGUUAACCUGGCACUGAGGGCCCGCACCGAGGGACGCAUCAACAAUGAUGUGGCGCUGUCAGCCAUUCUCAAUGAAUUAAAUACAUUGCGGACACAGUGUAUGAAGCUAUACAGUUAUGAUUGGAUCAGCCUACCCCUUGUGUACACCCAGGUGGUGACAGUGGCGGUCUACAGUUUCUUCCUGGCGUGUCUGAUUGGUCGACAGUUCUUAGACCCCGCCCAGGGCUACGCUGGUCAUGACAUCGACUUCUACCUGCCUGUCUUCACCCUGCUACAGUUCUUCUUCUACGUGGGCUGGCUCAAGGUGGCAGAACAACUGAUAAACCCAUUUGGGGAAGACGACGAUGACUUUGAAACCAACUAUCUGGUUGAUCGUAAUUUACAGGUGUCCCUGCUGUCUGUGGAUGAGAUGUACGACACUAUCCCAUUGGUAGAGAGGGAUAAGUACUGGAACGAAUCAGAGCCCCAGCCUCCAUACACUGCAGCCAGCGCGGAGCAUCGCAAACCUUCCUUCAUGGGCUCUGCUCUGGACAUCAGUGUUCCCAAAGAGGAGAUGGAGUUCCAGUCCAACCUGGAGCAGAUCAAGGAGCAUGAGGAGGCCAACCACUCUACUCCUCUCCUGGGGGGUCUGAGUCGCCUCCUGGGGGUUCAGUCCCCCGUUUUCCCCCGCUCCUCCACCUCCUCCCGGGUUUCUCUCCUGCGCCGGCGCCCAGGGGCUCCAUUCAGCCGCUUCCCCCUCUUCCUGCACUCCGAGGGGGACCCCUCAACGCCGAGCCACGGCCCUGGUCCCCGCCACGACUCCAGCCACCCGGACUACGCCUUCUCCUCCAUGCCGCUGUAUGAGAGGUCCGGCUUUUAUAGCUGUCCCCAGACCCCCAUCCACUGUGUUCCCCCCGCUAUGCCUCGUCCACGGCCCACCCGAGGAACUUACACCUGGGAUCGCAGCUCCAGCUCGCUGGCUCCUCCGAUGGUUGGCUCUGGAGGUCUGCUGCCCCCUGAUACUCCAAGUCAUAUGCUCCCUCCACCCUCCUCUGCCUUCCCCUGGCUGAGUGAGGAGGGAGAGGGUCCUUGUGUUCCAGCCUUCUCCUUUCCUGACCCUGGCAACCUUCCGGAACUCUGCCCCAUAUCAAAGCUCCGGCCCGGGCAGGGCCUGCUGUCUCGACGGCCUCCGCCUCCACGCCUCUCUCUGGAUAACACACCGUUGGCCGAGGGCCUGCAGACUGGACCCAUCAGCCCACGGGGAGUGGGAGGUGGAGGAGAGCGGGUGUUCUCCUUUACCCCUCCCUCUCGCACCCCAGCUACCAAUCCCAACAGCUCCUCCUCUAGUAUCAAUGCCACCAGCACUAUCAACACCACCAACCCUAACACCACUACUCCAGCCAACGUCUUGAGUGGUACCAACACCACUUCUACAACAAACUUCUGCAAUGGUACCAACUCCAACACCACUACUACGUCUAACGUCUGCAAUGGUACCAACCCCAACACCUUUUGUAACCAUGCCAACUUCAACAGCACAAGAGCAGCAGGUAUCAACAGUGGAACCAAUGGUGGUCUAAGCAACAACGUCGUGAACACCAUUUCCAUUUCUGGAUCCUCUCAGCAAGAAGCCAAUCAGCAUCAAAACUCGCCAAACGAUUCAGGGAUUUCAUUGGCUGAGGGGGGCCCUCACUGGCUGGGAGCUCUGAACAAGGCCCCUGGGGGGCGGGAGCAGGACUGAAGAAGGAGGGAGAUGAUUGGACAAGGCCCCUGGGGGAUGGGAGCGUGGUUGGACAGACUCAGGGUUCAGAAGUAGUGUAAAUAUGACAUUUCUUCUUCAUGCUAUUCCAGCUAGUAAACCAGUACGAAAUCUACUGAAGAAAGACUCCUUUGUUUGCUGAAUCUCACGAGGCCUACAUACUGGAGGCCUACGUACUGGAGGCCUACGUACUGGAGGCCUACGUACUGGAGGCCUACGUACUGGAGGCCUACGUACUGGAGGCCUACGUACUGGAGGCCUACGUACUGGAGGCCUACGUACUGGAGGCCUACGUACUGGAGGCCUACUUGAACUACUGAAGAAUCUCUAUAUCAAUCAUCAACCCCUUUUAGAAAAGAUUGACUGAUAACAUUCUGGUAAGAGGUGCUAAGUACCUCAGCCGUCAAUAUCUCUGGUGUGUUUCUGCUAGGGUUGCCAGAUUCCGGUAAUUAUUAUUAACAUUGUCAGAAAUCACAGUUGGAGGAUUCCUGGAUUUCCUGAUUUCCUUAUUCUCUCCUGAUUCCAGGAUUCUUCCAACCAGGAUUCCUGGAUUUCCUGCUUAUUCUCUCCUGAUUCCAGGAUUCUUCCAACCAGGAUUUCUGGAUUUCCUGCUCAAUUCUCUCCUGAUUCCAGGAUUCUUCCAACCAGGAUAUCUGGAAAAUUGUAUUUGUCACGUGCACCAAAUACAACAGACUUUUCCGUGAAAUGCUUACUGACGAGCCUUUAACCAACAAUACAGUUUUUAAAAAAGUAAGUAUGAACAAUUUGCUCAGUAAACUAAAGGAAAAAUAGUAACACAAUAAAAUAACAUUAACGAGGCUACAUACUAGGGGUACCGGUACCGAUGUGCAGGUAUACAGGGUAGUCGAGGUAAUUGAGGAGGAUACACUGCAU